UUCUCGCUUGCAUAUCAUAUAAUAUGUCAAAAAAGAUCGUAAGGUCGCGUUUCAUUUUCUCUGCAGCAUAUUUCUUGUUUAUACCUGUCGUAACAAGAACCUGGAGUAUUUUGUUACUGAUGACACAAUUUGGCCUAGACAGCAUUAUUCAAUUCCUUAUUUCAGCAUUUUGUCAGUCAAAAUGAAUCAGGAAAAGUUGAUUUUGAAACCAUCAACUAACACACGUACCGUUUUCUGUUUAGUGUUGGUGGUGUUAAUGUGUUGUGGUGAAUUUGUACGUAUCGAGAUGAUUCUGAAGCAACAAAAUACGAAAAUACAACAGUUGGAGAUCAAGAUGACCUUUCAAGCAGUUAAUGUAGACAAGAUGGCGGCAACCAAAGGAAAGGKUCUAGAACAACUCGCUUUAGACGUUAAGGAAUGUUGUGGAAGGACAAAGAAACGAAUACAAAGGAGUGUYGACGGACAAGACUUAGUAAUGCAGAAAGAAACCGGCAACCAUACGAAGAGUGAGAGUCGUCUUGUUGAAAAACUGACCAAAAUAAUCGAUCAGAAAAUGAGCAAAGCUAUCUCUKCUAAGMACUUUAUCGCUAUACGAGGKARAAGAGGCAGAAGAGGACCCAGAGGACCACCAGGACCMAUGGGUAAACCAGGUAGAACAGGCAAGCAAGSAAUWCCGGGACUAAAAGGKGAUCCAGGACAAAAUGGAGCUCCUGGUCCUCGAGGCAUGCCGGGACCRAAAGGGGACCGCGGUCCUUCGUUAGAACAUCCAUCAGUUGUCAUCUCUCCGCCUYAUUURAUCGUCAAUGAAAGCAAACCAGCCAUUUUACACUGUUCUGCAAGUGGAUAUCCUCGACCUAAGAUCGUUUGGAGUAAAGUGGAUGGUUCAUUGUCCCACAAAAGAUCAAUGGCUGAUGAUACUGGUAAACUGUUGAUUGAAAACGUCACAUUCAAUGACUCAGGGGUAUAUCAGUGUCAUGCUUCUAAUAUCCUUGGUAAAACACAGACAAUAUCAAAACUCGAGGUGAACUUCCGUCCAAGAUUGACAUUAAAGAGCGGACCAAUCUACGCUAAGAUAGGAGACAAUGUUACUCUGCCCGUGUGUCACGUGACGGGCCAUCCACAGCCGGAAGUUGUAUGGCAGAAGCCAGUCGGGCGGUUACCAAGUAAGCGUGUCAGUCUUCGAGAUAAUCUUUUGACUUUACUAAGCAUAACAAGUGAAGAUUCUGGUGCCUAUCUGUGUAGGGCUGAAAAUCAACUUGGAUUCGAGGUAGCAGGAUGUGUUUUAGUCGUGGUACAGUUGCCUGUAAUCAUCGUUAGACCUCCGCCUGUAUUGAACGCCACACUCACCUCGACCCUUAUGCUCAAUUGUUCAGCUCAAGGUGCCCCUCCACCGAUAAUCAGCUGGAGAAAAGAAAAACAGGAUCUUCCAGUAGGACGGUAUGAAGUACGUCAUGGGUCAUUGAUGAUAAAAAAUGUGGUCAGCUCUGAUUCAGGUGUCUUCGUGUGUACCGCUACGAGUGUUGGAGUUGCUGAUAUAGUAACUAAAACACGAAUUAACAUUGUCUACAGAGACUGUGCAGAGAUCUACCAAUCAGGUGAAAGACGUAACGGUGUGUACACAAUACAUCCCGACAGUCAAGAAGCCUUUCAAGUCUACUGUGACAUGACAAGUGAUGGAGAGGGAUGGACUUUGAUCGGUCGCUUCUCUAACAGUGACACAAAGAACUGGAUGAGAGACGAUGGCUCCUGGUGGUAUGACGUCAUGAAAGGUCAAGGAAGCACCACAAGUACGUCUGUCAAUCAAGACAUGAUAUCUCCCGCCUUCUGGUCACUUCCAGGCAGUGAGUUCAAGAUCACACGAUCUGACGAUUCAACUCACACUGCUCUAUUACAAACCACAUCCAACUGCCUGGGAUCUCGUACAUUUCGUUCAAUGAUAACGAGCUAUGGAAACUUCCGCAACGGUGUCGUCUGGUCGAAUAACAAAUGUCUUGGAAGCUGUAGUGUAGCGUAUGGUGGUCGAUACUCCUCUACUGAUGGAUUCUCCCAGACAAAGUGUAACAGCAAUAUCCAAAGCAGUAAUAGGAUCGGGUUUUGGUGUCAUUGGAGUGCUGACGGAGCAGUGAUAACGAUUGGUGGAGGGGGUAGCGCAUGCGCACGAGCUGACCAUGGCAUAGGUAUUACAGAAGAGAACAAAGCUGAUUUUUCUACAACACGAGUUGAAUGUGACUUCGGAGAUAUUUUAGGACGAGGAAAAGGUUCUUGUCCGUCAUCAUCGUAUGCUCUUAAUUUGUGGAUUCGAUUAAAGAGCGGACCAAUCUACGCUAGGAUAGGAGACAAUGUCACUCUUCCCGUGUGUCACGUGACUGGCCAUCCACAGCCGGAAGUUGUAUGGCAGAAGGCAGUCAGGCGGUUACCAAGUAAGCGUGUCAGUCUUCGAGAUAAUCUUUUGACUUUAUCAAGCAUAACAAGUGAAGAUUCUGGUGCCUAUCUGUGUAGGGCUGAAAAUCAGCUUGGAUUCGAGGUAGCAGGAUGUAUGUUAGUCGUGGUACAGUUGCCUGUAUUCAUCGUUAGACCUCCGCCUGUAUUGAACGCCACACUCACCUCGACCAUUAUGCUCAAUUGUUCAGCUCAAGGUGACCCUCCACCGAUAAUCAGCUGGAGAAAAGAAAAACAGGAUCUUCGAGUAGGACGGUAUGAAGUACGUCAUGGGUCAUUGAUGAUAAAAAAUGUGGUCAGCUCUGAUUCAGGUGUCUACGUGUGUACCGCUACGAGUGCUGGAGUUGCUGAUACAGUAACUAAAACACGAAUUAACAUUGUCUACAGAGAUUGUGCAGAGAUCUACCAAUCAGGUGAAAGACGUAACGGUGUGCACACAGUAAAACCAAACAGUCAAAGAUCCUUCCAAGUCUACUGUGACAUGACAAGUGACGGAGGGGGAUGGACUUUGAUCGGUCGCUUCUCUAACAGUGACACAAAGAACUGGAUGAGAGACGAUGCCUCCUGGUGGUACGACGUCAUGACAGGUCAAGGAAGCACCACAAGUACGUCUGUCAAUCAAGACAUGAUAUCCCCCGCCUUCUGGUUUAUCAAUGGACGCAAGACCAAGAUGACACGAUCUGACGAUUCAACUCACACUGCUCUACUACGAACUACAUCCAACUGUCUGGGAUCCCGUACAUUUCGUUCAAUGAUAACGAGCUAUGGAAACUUCCGCAACGGUACCGUGUGGGCGAAUAACAAAUGUCUUGGAAGCUGUAGUGUAGUGUAUGGUGGCCAGUACUCCUCUACUGAUGGAUUCUCCCAGACAAAGUGUAGCAGUAAGAUCCAAAGCAGUAAUAGAAUCGGGUUUUGGUGUCAUUGGGGCAGCGGUGAUGGAGCAGUGAUGAUGAUUGGUGGAGGGGGUAGCGCAUGCGCACGAGCUGAUCAUGGCAUCGGUAUUACAGAAGAGGACGCAGCUGAUUUUACCACUACACAAGUUGAAUGUGACUUCGGAGAAGCUUUAGGCGAAGGAAGUGGUUCUUGCCCGUCAUCAUCGUAUGCGCUUAAUUUGUGGAUUCGAUAAACUGCUGAAUAUUUGAUUAUAUAUUCUAGCCAUUCUUUAUAGAAGCGUUGACGUGGAAUAUAUACAGAAAAAUAAUGCUAAU
This is a messenger RNA of Actinia tenebrosa (Australian red waratah sea anemone), 3647 nucleotides long. RefSeq lists its product as uncharacterized. The record is from RefSeq and is a predicted model, not a curated record. Lineage: Eukaryota; Metazoa; Cnidaria; Anthozoa; Actiniaria; Actiniidae. Gene Ontology annotation, cellular component: neuron projection.